This is a messenger RNA of Populus euphratica (Euphrates poplar), 1466 nucleotides long. RefSeq names its product P-loop containing nucleoside triphosphate hydrolases superfamily protein. The record is from RefSeq and is a predicted model, not a curated record. The coding region runs from base 104 to 1039 and encodes 311 amino acids. Gene Ontology annotation, molecular function: GTP binding. The transcript has 5 exons. Lineage: Eukaryota; Viridiplantae; Streptophyta; Magnoliopsida; Malpighiales; Salicaceae.
GAUUUAUCUCUUUGUUGCCUCCUCCUCUCCCUCGUCAAGACCACACCACAGCAAGCAUAGCUGUAGCAGAUGCUUCCACCCGCAUGCGAAGAAACACAUAGAAAUGGCUCUUUCUCAGCUACCAAAAUUCACUCACUGCCCGCCUUCUCUUUACAACACCCAUAUCAACCUCCCUCUCCUCACCAAGCUCAAACUACCUACCCUUACAAGACUCAAAUCCACACUAACCACAACAGAACCUAUACCCAUCACCGAAGCCCACAAUUUCUUGACACCCCGAGAAGAAACCCAAACCCAAUUUUCAAUUGACAAACUAUUUAUCCCACCAGACACUGAGGUUUCAAUCAACGAGAAUAGUGGUCUAAGUGCUAGGAUUUUGAAAGGGUCUAAUAUUGUGUUGAGCAAGUAUGCAAGGGAUGCACGGGUUGUUCAAGCUGAGUUUAUUAAAAGUAGUGUCAAAACUGAAGAUUGUCCUUCUGAUGGCUUGCCCGAGUUUGCUCUUGUUGGAAGGUCUAAUGUUGGAAAAUCUUCUCUUCUUAAUUCUCUUGUUAGAAGAAAGAAACUUGCACUUACCUCCAAAAAACCUGGGAAAACGCAGUGCAUCAAUCAUUUUAAGGUCAAUGAUAGCUGGUACUUGGUGGACUUGCCUGGAUAUGGGUAUGCAUCUGCACCUCAGGAACUUCGGACAGAUUGGAAUAAGUUUACUAAAGAUUAUUUUCUCAGUCGCUCAACCUUGGUCUCAGUUUUCCUUCUUAUUGAUGCUAGUAUUCCUGCAAAGAAGAUUGAUCUUGAAUAUGCCAGCUGGCUGGGUCAGAAUCAGGUUCCCAUGACAUUAAUUUUCACCAAAUGCGACAAGCGGAAGAAGAAAAGGAAUGGUGGGAAAAGGCCAGAAGAAAAUGUGAAUGAAUUUCAGGAGCUCAUACGUGGCUUCUUUGAGACAGCACCUCCUUGGAUUAUGACCAGCGGUGUUACCAAUCAAGGUCGUGAUGAGAUGCUGCUGCACAUGGCUCAAUUGCGGAACUACUGGCUCAAACACUGAGAUAAAAAAAUGUGGAAUCAAAUAUGUUCGUUCCCACAUUCCCUGAUUGCCGUCGUGCUCUAGCAAGUCCCAGAGUGCUAACUAAUGCAAAAGAAGUGUAAACGAAAAACACAUUGGAGGGUAGAGCUGGACAGGUUGAGCGGUUCACCAUGCAGUAUGGAUUUGCUCCGGUGAUGAGAAGGCAGUGCUGGAGUGGCUGUAAGUUUCGCUGGCUACAAAAAUGGAGCGAUGACUUGAUUUCAGUGAUUAUAAAGUUUGAGUUUCACUCUCGCACUGGUUUAACCAAUUAACUCCAGGAUUUUUCUGUUAAAGUUGAUUAAGUAGUAAAUUCCGGGGAUUAAAUGUUUUGAAAAGCAUGAGUACAUGUAAUUUACCUUAAGCUUAUUUUGGCUUGUAGAAUAAGCUGCGUAAACGUGAUGUGUCUCUA